Messenger RNA from Schistosoma rodhaini, 3052 nucleotides. The record is from the annotation of a GenBank genome assembly. NCBI's taxonomy places the organism in Eukaryota, Metazoa, Platyhelminthes, Trematoda, Strigeidida, Schistosomatidae.
AUUGGGGCCAGGUCCGAGAAAACUCUAACAGAUCUGAGUUAAUGUUGGAUUAAUUUUAAGGUUUCUGUUUUUGUGUCGCAACGCGAAUACUUAAGUCUUACUUGAAGACGUCAGUUAAAUAUUAUUUAGCCUGAACUUACACUUUCCAAGAAGUCAUUGGACGUUGAAGCUUCGGCAGUGACGUUACUUCCCCUGAUCAACUUUUUGAGUUGACUAUUUGGUGCGGUUUUCUGGUGAACACAUUUUUUGUUCCUAAGCUCUAUCGGCUUUAAAUUUAAGAGGAUUUAAAGUUAUUUUUUCUCUGCGUUCCUUGUGAUGGGUUGUAUUGUAAGUUCAGUCGCUUGCUGUUUUUGCAGUUCUGCUGCUAGCUUGUGCUGUUCAUGCUUACCUAGUUGCAGGUCUUCGACGUCUUCACGAAUGAUGUUUAGUAUUAUACUUAUUUUUACGAUCCUUCUUUCAGUAAUCGCUCUAAUUCCUGACGUUAGGGAUUAUCUAACUAAAAUUCCUGCGCUUUGUACACCUUUUAAGCUGUUUCCAUUCACGGAUGAGAAGAAAGCCUCUCUAAAUUGUGAUGCCAUUACUGGUUUUGGAGCUGUUUACCGUAUUUGUUUCGCAUCAACUAUGUUUUAUCUUUUAUUCUGCGUAAUUAUGAUCCGGGUCCACUCAUCCAUGGACUGGAGAGCGAAAUUACAAAAUGGGUUUUGGUUCUUCAAGUAUCUUUGUUGGUUUAGUUUAUUGAUUGGUGCAUUCUUCAUACCCGUUGAAGGUUUUACAAAUUUAUGGAUGUACGUCGGAAUGAUUGGGGGGAGUUUGUACAUAGUCAUACAGUUAAUUCUUCUUGUGGAUUUUGCUCACACAUGGAAUGAGAACUGGUUAACACAGUAUGAAGAAAGUGGGGAAAAGUGUUAUGCAUUAGGUCUGAUCUUUUUCACUUUUUUCUUUAACUUAUUGUCGAUCGCUGGGAUUAUACUCUUGUUUAUCUUUUACGCAAGUGCUUCACAAUGUGGACUAAAUAAGGCUUUAAUCAGUCUUAAUCUUAUUUUCUGCUUCAUCGCAUCAGUUAUUUCAAUUUUACCGAAGGUGCAAGAACAUAUGCCACAGUCUGGUUUGUUACAGUCCUCGAUCAUUACCGCUUAUGUAACUUUCCUGACAUGGUCUGGUUUAACAAAUGGUCACGAUCCAGUAUGCAACCCAUCUUUAAUUAUCACAAACAGUACAAGUACACAGGAUGGUUCAGUUGUUUUGAAGUUCGAUAGGCAUAUUGCUAUCGGUAUAAUAGUGCUCAUUUUCUCUGUCCUUUACUCCACCCUCAGAUCUAGUACAAAAACAUCAGCUGGAAAGUUCCUUAUUUCUGGUACAGAAGAUACAACCUUAGCAGAACAAUUUUCUGGUACUGAUGAUGACAAUGGACGUGAUGGUCAAAAAGUAUGGGAUAAUGAAAAAAAUGGUGUGGCUUAUAAUUAUUUUAUGUAUCAUUUUAUGAUGUUACUAGCUACAUUAUAUGUUAUGGUCAUGCUUACUAAUUGGUUAAAGCCACAAAAUGAUUUGAAAACACUAGUUAGUAAUUCAGCUGGUUUUUGGGUACGUAUUGUAAGCAGUUGGGUAUGUUUAAGUAUUUAUGUAUGGACAUUAAUUGCACCAGCUCUAUUUCCUGAUCGUAUAUUUUAAUCAAACUUAAUUUUCAAAUGAAUAUUGAAAUAAUUAUUUUAUUUUAGAAUUCAAUAAAUUCUUUCUUUUUUUUUUAUAUUUUUAAACACAUCAUCUUUAAAUGAAAUACAAAGAGAGAUCCUUAUUGUGCAUAUUUAUUGACAAUCAUUGCAUUGUUAUUCUUAUUUAUUUUAUCCAAAUUAAUUUGUUUAAUCAAGUUUACAUUAGGUUCUUUUUCAUAAUCAUUAAUCAUUAUAUAUAUAUAUAUUGGAUUGGAUUUGUUUAAUAUGCAUUCAUCAGUAUUCAUACAGCCUUGUUCAUAAAAUUAUCUGUUUCUAUGUUGUUUCUAUAUGUAAGAGAUUAUUAACUUUAUAAUAAGAAUAAUGGUGGAAAGUAUUUGUUAUUUUUUUUGUUAUUUUAUUGCAUGCCCAAGGCAUGCAAUCAGCACUUAAUCAGUUGGCAAUCAGUGUCCGCAGGUACGGUAUGUGCUUUGCACCCUCCAAGUGCAAGGUACUCCUACAAGACUGGCAGGAUUCUCAUCCUGUACUCACCCUGGAUGGUGAGGAGAUCGAAGUAGUUGAGAAGUUCGUGUAUCUAGGUAGCUAUAUAAGUGCUGGUGGUGGCGUGAGUGAUGAGAUUGAUGCACGUAUAAGGAAAGCCAGAGCGGCUUAUGCCAAUCUGGGCCAUCUUUGGCGCCUUCGUGAUGUUAGUCUGGCUGUAAAAAGUCGGAUUUACAACGCGUCGGUGAGAGCAGUUUUGCUCUAUGCUUGUGAAACCUGGCCUCUCCGAGUUGAGGAUGUUAGACGUCUCUCUGUGUUCGAUCAUCGUUGUCUUUGAAGGAUUGCUGACAUCCAGUGGCAACACCAUGUUAGUAAUUCAGAGGUUCGGCAUCGUGUGUUCGGGCACAGAGACGAUAAUUCAAUUGGUGUCACCAUCUUGAAACACCGACUUCGGUGGCUUGGACAUGUUUUACGAAUGUCGUCCCAGAGACUUCCACGUCGUGCAUUAUUUGCCGACCCUGGGACUGGUUGGAAAAAGCGGAGAGGAGGUCAGUGUAUGACAUGGUGUCGUGACAUGAAAGAAAGCUGCAAAGGGCUGGCUUCUGUUGGUCCUUCACGACUCCUUGGUUGGGGUCCGAGAGAUGGUGCAACACAGUGGCUAGAGACGUUAUCAGAUAUGGCUCAGAAUAGAAGCCAGUGGCGAUCCUGCUGCAACCUUCUUUUACUUUCUACAUAAAGAAUGGUUCUUACUUUCCUAUUUGAAAGAGUCUUCUGGUUGUACAUUUUAGUCCGCCUUAUCUUUUCAUCCCUUCUCUUCCUACUUUCAUUAUUUUGUGUGGCGCAUAUGUACCUGGUGCCCUUUUGUACCAAUAUAUAUGUGUUUAAAUAAAUAAAUUCUUUCAUAU